CAGACACCGGAUUGCAGACCACCCUUCUGUGCAAGGCGCACACAGGAGCUUGCAGAGUGUUCAGAUUUUGAUUUCUCUUGAAAGAGAAAAGAAAGGGAGGGAAAGAUUGAAAAAGGAGCUCAGAUCCCACAGCCCCAGGGGGCGAAUCAUGGAUGCGACCAUAUUUCAGAUCAUCAUUGAUGAAUUUGAUGCCAACUGCAGCCUCCUAGAUGCUUUGCAGGAUACUUUUUUCAAGAGUUCCCCUGUUCCCUUCUUUGGCUUUGAUGGUCCAUAUUGCAAUGCCACCACUGAUCAGAUAGGGACCUGCUGGCCCCGGACCACUGCUGGGGAACUGGUGGAGAGACCCUGCCCGGAGUUUUUCAACGGGAUCAAAUACAACACCACCCGAAACGCCUACAGAGAAUGCAUGGGAAAUGGGACAUGGGCUUCCAAGAUCAACUACUCUCAGUGCGAACCUAUUCUGGACGACAAGAGGAAGUAUGCACUCCAUUACAAGAUUGCUCUCAUCAUAAACUACCUGGGGCACUGUAUAUCUAUAGGAGCGCUUAUUGUUGCCUUUAUGCUUUUCUUGUGCUUGAGGAGCAUCAGAUGCCUGCGAAAUAUUAUCCACUGGAACCUGAUCACCACGUUCAUACUGAGGAAUGUGAUGUGGUUCCUGCUUCAGAUGAUUGAUCAUAACAUACAUGAAAGCAAUGAGCCCUGGUGUCGGUGUAUUACAACGAUCUACAAUUAUUUUGUGGUGACCAAUUUUUUCUGGAUGUUUGUGGAAGGCUGCUAUUUACACACUGCGAUAGUGAUGACUUACUCCACAGAUAAGCUGAGGAAAUGGGUCUUCCUCUUCAUAGGAUGGUGUAUUCCUUGCCCAAUCAUUGUUGCCUGGGCCAUUGGCAAGCUCUAUUAUGAAAAUGAACAAUGCUGGUUUGGAAAGGAACCCGGGAAGUACAUAGAUUACAUAUAUCAAGGCCCAGUGAUCCUCGUUCUUCUGAUAAAUUUUGUAUUUCUAUUUAACAUCGUUAGGAUUUUAAUGACAAAACUGAGAGCUUCAACCACUUCAGAAACAAUACAAUACAGGAAGGCAGUCAAGGCUACGUUAGUCCUUCUGCCUCUUCUGGGUAUUACCUACAUGCUUUUCUUUGUGAACCCCGGCGAAGACGACAUUUCCCAGAUAGUCUUCAUCUACUUCAAUUCCUUCUUGCAGUCUUUUCAGGGUUUCUUUGUGUCAGUAUUUUACUGCUUCUUGAAUGGCGAGGUCCGCUCGGCCGCGAGAAAACGCUGGCAUCGCUGGCAGGACCACCACGCCCUGCGGGUGCGCGUGGCCCGGGCUAUGUCGAUUCCCACCUCCCCAACGAGAAUCAGCUUCCACAGCAUCAAACAGACGGCGGCAGUUUGACCACACAGACAUCCAGCCACCUUCAGAGUUUUUCCCUCUUCCCCUUUUUGUCUGUCUUUCCUCCUUUUCUCAGCACUGUGCUCUUCUUGCAGCGAGAUGCUCCCUUGUGUCUUGGUGGACAUUUGUCCAUUUAUGUAUGAGGCUGCUUUAAGGCAACCGGCCAAAAAUAUAACAAAGAAAGGAGCGCAGGGGGGAGGAGAGGGGAGCAGGUUUAGGAACAAUGGGAUUUAAAACUGGUAGCCCCAUUCGGAGAUUUUCAGCAUCUAAUGACAAAGGGGAAAAACCUGGUGGAAGGAACAAUCGAUUUCGUUUUUCUUUAAGGAUUGUGGUUAAAGAGACUGUUUUGACAAAUUGCCCGCCUCAUUCCACACUUCAACUCCUAAUGAUUUCAACAGGUUUGUUCUGUAGAUUGUCUGUCUGUCUCCUUCUUUGAGCUUGGUAAAAGUCUUGCCUAGUGAGCAAGGGAGCAGGCAAAAGGGGAUCUGGCAGGUGUUUGGGGGGAUCGGGAUGUGUGUAUCUUCCCCACUGCUCCCUCUGCUGGGUUAGAGAAUCACUGGUCUAUUUAACAGCCAGCUAUUUGUCCUGCUGGCACCCAGCCUUGUUCACAUAUGAGGUUUUGAAACGGACAAACUCAGCCGUAUCUCUGGAUCUCUCUAUAAAUUACUGUGUUUCAUCUCUGCUUAGCCGAAUAGUUUUGAAACUGUGUAAGCAGCCACCGGACCUCUUUGUUUUACCUGGUGGCAUGGAAAGGACAACUGAGGAUUUGCUCAGCUGUAUUGCUUGGGUUUCAAAAUAAUAAAAUAAAAGGGAAGCUGUGUAAAAACUCAUAACGCUGAUGGUGACGGGGAUGAUAUUUGAAUUACGAGGAAUGUGCAAAGUGCUGCACGAAGACUUUCUAUUUUGUGUUUUGAACUAGAGCAAACGUAUCUACUAGGCUUUUUAUGUGAUGUUCAGAAAUACUGUAUAUUUUCAAUAAUAAACACUAUUCUGGGUUGGUUUCUAUU
Messenger RNA from Chelonia mydas (Green sea turtle), 2394 nucleotides. RefSeq names its product corticotropin releasing hormone receptor 2 (gene CRHR2). The transcript is spliced from 12 exons. The record is from RefSeq and is a predicted model, not a curated record. Gene Ontology annotation, biological process: cell surface receptor signaling pathway; long-term synaptic potentiation; adenylate cyclase-modulating G protein-coupled receptor signaling pathway. NCBI's taxonomy places the organism in Eukaryota, Metazoa, Chordata, Testudines, Cheloniidae. The coding region runs from base 149 to 1390 and encodes 413 amino acids. Gene Ontology annotation, cellular component: axon terminus; plasma membrane; dendrite. Gene Ontology annotation, molecular function: G protein-coupled peptide receptor activity; peptide hormone binding; corticotropin-releasing hormone receptor activity.